AUGCCGCGGUUUAAUCGCCGUGAGCAGCUUCCGCUGCACAUCAAGCGCGCAUUGUGCGCGCAUCACGUCGAGCACCCCCUCCUGCGUCACGUAGAUCUCGCCCGCUGGGUUUACGCCCAGUAUGGCCUGCGACCUGACCGCUCCACGGUCGGCCGCAUCCUGAAGAAUGCCGAGCGUUGGGCGCUCACCGAACCCACUGCCGCCAAUCAAGUGCGCCGUCGAGGUGGCGCAUGGCCUAAGCUUGAGCAGGCCAUGGCGCGCUGGAUCGCCAACGCUGGCCCCGCGGGCGUACCACUCACUCUGCAGACGAUCCGCGACCACGUCGCAACCAUGGCGCGCAACAUGGGCAUUCCGCCCGUGUUCCGUUGCUCCAUUGGCUGGGUGCGCCGUGCGUUGCGGCGCCAGGGAGUGCGAUGCCGUGCCGCCACCGGCGAGGCGGCGAGCGCCGACAUGGCUGCUGUGCGUGAAGCGCGUGAGAAGGUGCCGCAGCUUCUUACUCACCUCGGCUACAAGCCGCGCGACACCUUCAAUCUUGACGAGACCGCGCUGUGGCUCUCUGUGCUGCCUCGGAAAACAUACAGCAACGCGCGCAUUCCCGGUCGCAAGGUCUCAAAGGACCGGAAGACGGUGGCGUUUCUCGUUAACGCCGACGGGAGUCAUGUUUUCCAGCCGUUAGUCAUCAGCAAGGCGCGCCGUCCUCACGACUUCCGGCCGGACUACGACCCCAAAGCCGUCUGCUACUGGCGGCACAACGCCAAGGGUUGGAUGACCAGCGCGGUUUAUUCACCCCCCCUCUACCUCCCUCCCUCCCAAUCCCCUCCAACAGUUGUUCACGCAUUUUAUGUCGCAGCUCAAUGCCGCGAUGUAUGCCGAAGGGCGGCACAUCGCGGUGCUGCUCGACAACGCCAGCUCCCAUAUGCUGCGGGACGAGUGCGCGUGGAGCGAAAUCGUCUGCGGCAUGAGGACCACGUGCCUCAGCAACGUGCGCAUCAUCUUCCUGCCGCCGAACACAACCGCCUUCACGCAGCCCCUCGACCAGGGCAUAAUCGCGACCGCGAAGGCCCGCUACCGCCAGCACUGGCUGCGGGCCUUCACGGCAUUGUGGAACGACGACGGAGCCACAAGCGCCGUCGCCCGCUAUCGCCCCAAUCUGCGCGACGUGCUGGGGUGGCUCUCCGACGCCUGGAUGAGUGUCGGUGCGCGCACCAUCUAGAGCUCGACGACGACAUCGACGACGUCGGCGAGCUCAUUGGCGGACUCGGCCUCGGCACCGGCGCGAUGACCGCCGCGGAGUACGUCGCCAUCGACGAGGGCGAGCCGACGUGCGCGGAGCCGGUCGCGGAGCCGACUCGUAAUGAUGCGGACGUGGGCCUGGUGGCGGAGCUAUGGAGGGCGCCGACCACGAUGCAGGCGGUGUAUGACGACUCCGACCCCGUGGGCCGUGAAGCGCGGCGCACAGCUCGGGCGGCCUGCGAGAUGCUCAUCGGCUACGCUCGCGCCGUGAGCGUGACCCCGCGUGACCUUUGCCACCUCUUCGACAUUCGAAAUCCAAUCAUCCGUGAGCGCAUGGAGCGGGCAAGCCCCGCGCUCAAUCUCCGCCAGACACCCCGCGUCCGCGGGGCCGAGUGCUGCCUGGCUGGAUGA
Closterium sp. Yama58-4 is the source of this 1644-nucleotide messenger RNA. NCBI's taxonomy places the organism in Eukaryota, Viridiplantae, Streptophyta, Zygnematophyceae, Desmidiales, Closteriaceae. The record is from the annotation of a GenBank genome assembly.